Molecule: messenger RNA, 687 nt
Organism: Lolium perenne
Lineage: Eukaryota; Viridiplantae; Streptophyta; Magnoliopsida; Poales; Poaceae
Product: polyubiquitin 11-like
Molecular function (GO): protein binding
Source: RefSeq, a predicted model, not a curated record
AUGCGGUUCCGGCCCGACACUUGCCUCGCCAAGGUUGUCCCUGCCAGUCGCCAUUUCGUCGAGCAGGUGGCGGGCGCACUGGCGCGGAACGAGCGCCCCACUGGUGGCGUCGCAAGACAGUGGCGGCGGAGCAGGUUUCUGUUCUUGGUCCUAUCAUCUGUUGAAACUGCUGAUGUCCUGCUGCUUUUCUGUCAAGAGUUCAGAUACGGUCGACUGUGUCAAGGACUCAAGGCUAAGAUUGAGGAGAAGGAACUCAUACCUCCAGAUGAACAGAAACUCGUCUUUGGCAACGAGGUGCUCGAGGAUGGCUGCACUACCCUGGCAGACCUUACCAUUCAGCAUGAGUCCACCCUACACCUUGUUCUCCGCCUGCUGUCACCAGGGAUGCAUAUCUCUGUCAAGACUCUGAUUGGCACUCACAUCAAUCUCGAGGUUCUGAGCUCAUAUACCAUCUCUCAUCUCAGGGUGAUGAUCCAGAACUGGAUGGGCUAUCAUCGGGACGACCAGAGAAUCGUCUUUGACGGAAAGCAGCUAGAGACUGGACACAGCCUGUCCGACUGCAACAUUCAAAAUGGGUCUACCAUUCAUGUUGUGUGCCCCUUUGGACAGCCAAGGACAAUGUGUAUCCGAACACUGCGGGAUGACACAAUCAGUCUUAAGUUUGCAAGCUUAGAUAUCACCAUUUAG